AUGUCAACGACAACGGCUAUUUUUCUCUUCUUCAUUUUUGCUACCGUAAUAACUUACUGCCAAAGCGAUGUCGUUUCAUUGCCCGAGGAGAUCCGAGCUUUGACGUCGUUCAAGCUCAAUCUCAAUGAUCCACUAGGAGCAUUAGAUGGAUGGGAUGCAUCCACGCCGUCAGCUCCCUGUGACUGGCGUGGCAUUGUCUGUUACAAUAACCGAGUUCAUGAACUCCGGCUACCUCGUCUCCAACUCAGUGGCCAACUCACUGACCAACUCUUUAACCUACGCCAGUUGCGUAAGUUAAGUCUCCACUCUAACAACUUCAACGGUUCUAUCCCUCCCUCACUAUCUCAAUGCUCUCUCUUACGCGCCGUUUACUUACAGUACAACUCACUCUCCGGUAACCUUCCGUCCACUAUCGUUAACCUCACUAACCUUCAGGUCCUCAACGUUGCUCACAACUUCCUUAACGGAAAUAUCUCUGGUGAUAUUUCAAGUUCUCUCCGUUACCUCGAUAUCUCAUCAAAUUCAUUCUCCGGUGAGAUACCGGGUAACUUCUCAUCAAAAUCUCAGCUUCAACUCAUCAAUUUAUCUUACAAUAAAUUCUCCGGUGAAUUUCCGGCCAGCAUUGGUCAACUUCAAAAGCUUGAGUACUUAUGGCUUGAUUCUAAUAAGUUGUACGGGACUUUACCAUCAGCAGUUGCAAAUUGUUCAUCGCUCAUUCAUUUAAGCAUCGAAGAUAAUUCGCUUAAAGGUUUGGUACCGGCAAGUAUAGGCUCACUUCCUAACCUUGAAGUGCUUUCUUUAUCGAGGAACGAACUCUCCGGUUCGAUUCCGGCGAGUAUUUUUUGUGGAGUUUCGCGGAAUUUUUCCUCGCUGAGGAUUGUGAAGUUUGGAUUUAAUGCAUUCACGGGAAUUGAUACGCCGUCAAAUGGAGGUUGUUUUGGUACUUUGGAGAUUUUAGAUAUUCACGAGAAUCAGAUUGAAGGCGUGUUUCCGUCUUGGUUGACUGGUUUGACUACGGUUAAAGUUGUUGAUUUUUCUAGAAAUUUGUUUGCGGGGAGUUUGCCGGGUGGUAUUGGUAAUCUUUUGAGGUUAGAGGAGUUUAAAGCGGCUAAUAAUUCAUUAACUGGUGAUAUUCCUAAUCAGAUUGUAAAAUGUACUUCUUUACAAGUUAUUGAUCUCGAAGGGAAUCGGUUUGAUGGUCCAAUUCCUUUGUUUUUUAGUGAAUUAAGGAGGUUGAAGUUGUUAUCCUUAGGUGGGAAUUUGUUUUCGGGUUCGAUUCCGUCGAGUUUUGGAGGUCUUUUUGAGCUUGAAACGCUGAGAUUGGAGAAUAAUAAUUUGAGUGGCAAUGUGCCUGAGGAGAUAAUGAAGUUGACGAAUUUAAGCACUUUGAGUUUGAGUUUUAAUAAGUUUUAUGGGGAGGUUCCUUAUAAUAUAGGGGACUUGAAGGGUUUGAUAGUUUUGAACCUGAGUGCUUGUGGGUUUUCGGGGAGAUUUCCGGCUAGUAUUGGGAGCUUGUCGAAGCUUACAACUCUGGAUUUGAGUAAGCAGAAUUUGUCUGGUGAGUUGCCGCUUGAGAUUUUUGGGUUGCCAAGUUUGCAAGUUGUUGCUUUGGAAGAGAAUAAGUUAUCUGGGGUUGUUCCUGAAGGUUUUAGCAGCUUAGUUAGUCUACAGUAUUUGAAUCUCACUUCUAAUUCCUUCACUGGUGACAUUCCAGCAAAUUAUGGAUUUCUUGCUUCAUUGCUUGUUCUUUCAUUGUCUCGGAAUUAUAUUUCGGGUACGGUCCCAUCUGAGCUUGGUAACUGUUCUAGUCUUGAAGUGCUUGAGCUACGUUCUAAUCAUUUAAGGGGCAGCAUUCCAGGUGAUAUAUCUCGCUUGUCUCGUCUAAAGAAGCUUGAUUUGGGUGAGAAUGCUUUAACUGGUGAAAUCCCAGAGGAUAUGUAUAGAUGUUCCUCUUUGGUUUCUCUAUCGUUGGAUGCUAAUCACCUUUCAGGUCACAUACCAGAGUCAUUGUCAAAGUUAUCGAACCUCACAGUUUUGAAUCUUUCCUCCAACAUCUUGAACGGGAGUAUUCCUGCAAAUCUUUCUCUCAUUUCUAGCUUGAGAUACUUAAAUGUAUCAAGGAACAAUCUUGAUGGAGAGAUUCCAUUGUUGUUGGGUUCUCGGUUCAAUGAUCCUUCUGUUUUUGCUAUGAAUGGGAAAUUGUGUGGGAAGCCACUGGAUAGAGAAUGUAAAAAUAUUAAGAACAGGAAGAGGAAGAAGCUGUUUCUAUUCAUUGGCGUGCCUAUAGCUGCAACUGUCCUUCUGGCGUUGUGUUGUUGUGCAUACAUUUACAGUCUUUUACGCUGGCGGAAGAGGCUUAGAGAAGGGGUAACCGGUGAGAAGAAGCGAAGCCCAGCUCGUGCAAGUUCUGGGGCAGACAGAAGUCGUGGAAGCGGAGAAAAUGGAGGGCCAAAACUGGUGAUGUUCAAUAACAAGAUAACAUAUGCAGAGACAUUGGAGGCAACUAGACAGUUCGACGAGGAAAAUGUGUUAAGCAGGGGAAGAUAUGGACUUGUAUUCAAGGCUUCAUACCAAGAUGGAAUGGUGCUCUCUGUUCGUCGCCUCCCAGAUGGAACAAUCAGUGAAGGCAACUAUCGUAAAGAAGCAGAGUCAUUAGGCAAGGUGAAGCAUCGAAACCUAACAGUUUUACGUGGCUACUAUGCAGGACCACCUGAUGUAAGGCUACUUGUCUAUGAUUACAUGCCAAACGGAAACCUAGCCACUCUCCUUCAAGAAGCCUCACACCAAGACGGGCACGUUCUAAACUGGCCAAUGCGUCACUUAAUUGCUCUUGGCAUUGCUCGUGGACUAGCUUUCUUGCAUUCACUCUCUAUGGUUCAUGGUGAUGUCAAACCACAAAAUGUCCUUUUUGAUGCUGAUUUUGAAGCACAUUUAUCUGAAUUCGGGCUCGAUAAAUUAACCAUAGCAACACCAGCAGAAGCUUCCUCAUCUUCCACCCCAAUUGGUUCGCUAGGCUACGUAUCACCAGAAGUAGCAUUAACAGGACAACCAACAAAAGAAGCUGAUGUGUACAGUUUUGGGAUUGUGUUGCUAGAAAUUCUAACAGGGAGGAAACCAGUUAUGUUCACACAAGACGAAGACAUUGUCAAAUGGGUCAAAAAGCAAUUGCAAAGAGGCCAAGUAUCAGAAUUACUAGAACCCGGAUUGCUUGAGUUAGACCCUGAAUCAUCAGAAUGGGAAGAGUUCUUGUUAGGAAUCAAAGUUGGUCUUCUUUGCUCAGCACCUGAUCCACUUGAUAGACCAUCAAUGGCUGAUAUUGUUUUCAUGCUUGAAGGCUGUAGAGUUGGGCCAGAUAUUCCGUCCUCAGCCGAUCCCACUUCACUGCCUUCUCCAAUUUGA
Messenger RNA from Dovyalis caffra, 3399 nucleotides. The record is from the annotation of a GenBank genome assembly. Lineage: Eukaryota; Viridiplantae; Streptophyta; Magnoliopsida; Malpighiales; Salicaceae.